GCAGUUGCAAUUCGGAGCUGCAGAGCUUCUCUUGCAUUAUGGACGGAGGAGUUGUUCUUUUAGGACUGUUGCUGCUAGCUGCAGCAUCGCAAAAGAGUUCCACACCGCAAGCCUCGCCGGCCGUCCCUACGCAGGUUUCGAUGUUAGAACUCGAAGAAGAUCGUAAUUCAUCUGAGCAUCUUGAACUGCAGGAAUUAUUAAACCAGAAAGGACAAUUAGAAGCUGAAGUUCAAUUUCACGAUGAAUCUAAAAAUCAAUCAUUCAACGUAGGGUGGACACUAGACAUGAAUUCCACUUCAUCAGGAGAACUCAACGAGUCACUUCAUGGGCCAACUACAGCAGAGCCUCCAAUGAGUACAGACAUAUUCACAGUUAAAAAUAAUUCUCAAGAACCAGCGGCAGCGAGCGCGGGCGGCGCGCCUGGCUUCCACUUCCACGCGGAGGCGCUGCCGUGGCUGGACGCCGUGCGCGCGUGCUGGCGGCGGGGCGGCCGCCUGGCCGCGCCCCACUCGCCGCGCGAGGCGCGUGCCCUGGGGGAGCUGCUGCGCGCCGCGGCGCCCCACACGCCCGCCUUGCACGUCGGCGUCAGCGACCUCGACGGGGGCCGCUGGGCCACGCUCCAAGGCUAUGACGUGUGGCUGGGCAACCACAGCAGUGUAGCCGGUCGUCCCAGCUGCGCUGCACUUGUACCCAACGGCCUGUACAUUCGCAGCAGCUGCGGAGCUACCCGUCCGUUUGCUUGCGAGAUGCCCGUGGUGGCGGAUGGCUACGACCAGCUGCCCGGCUUAGGACAGUAUCGCAUCCACCCGGCCCCGCUGCCCUGGCUGGACGCCCUGGGCGUGUGUCGCGGCGAGGGCGCUACGCUGGUGGCGCCCGCCUCGCCCCUGGAAGCGGGCUUUCUGGCGGGCGCCUACGUCUUCAACAGCCCACAUGCCCACGUGCGAGAACACGGUGUGUUCGUCGGAAUUGCGGACUACGCAAACGAGAACGAUUGGCAGACUGUUGCAGGGAGAAGGUCUCAAGACUAUUACAACUCUUGGAGCUCAGAAGAGGACCACGAUGGACAGGGAGGCAACUGCGCCGUGUUGAAAUCGACAGGAAGGUACGAAAGGCACCCGUGCGAGGAGCCUGCGGCGUUCUUCUGCAAGCAAACCCGUUUCCCUGGCAACGCGGAGUCAGUCAGUGGAUACCAAACCAUCCCUGGAGUGGGGACCUACCGCCUGCACACAAGCAGGGCUACGUGGUUCGAAGCCUUCCUCGAGUGCCACAAGGAGAACGCGACGUUGGCGGCACCUCACACGCUGCAAGCCGCUCAAGAGCUCACUGCAUGGAUUCGGGGGGCGCUAGAAGGAGAUUCGUACUUCCAUGUCGGAUACCAUGACAUCGAUGGGGAUGGUACAUUUGAAUCCAUAUCAGAGCAUACUGACAUAACCUUUAAUGAAUGGUGGAGCGGAUAUCCCAGACGAAAUGGAGAUCGCUGCGUGAGCAUGAACAGAGGCGUCUUCUUCAAUUACCCAUGUAAUACAUUUCAAGCAUAUUUUUGUGAAAAAAUUAAUUAAAUCUUAAUUAUAAUUUGGAAAAUAAUGAUUUAUAAACAUGAUUUAAUUAGAGACAAAUACGGCUAUCGUAAUUAUUUCCAGAAUACAAUAAAUGAGUUUUACAUAAAAGUUUUUUUUAUUUUUUUGUAUUUUUUUGUUAUAUUCGUAUAUGCCCAUAAAAUUGUAAAAUUUACAUAAGGAAGCCUGGUAGAUGUAAGGAUACUAUCCUAUUGUGCUUAUAAGAAAAUUAUGAUUUUAUCCUGGUAAUGGCAUAUUUUUUUAUUUAGAAAUUCUAUUUUUAAAAGUACGCAAAUAUUACUUACAUAAAUUAAAAGGUAUGCAAAGAAAAAGUAUGUAGAUGAGACACUUUAGGUGAAAAACACCCUAUCGUGUUACUUAUAAUUCUAUCAAUAAAUAAUUUAUUUGGCCUCAUAACGAAUAGAAGAACGAUUUUUUUACCUUCUUAAAAUUUCGUAGCGACCUCUGUACCAUAGCAACUGUGCUCAUUCCCUAGAGUCGGAGCACAGUUGUAGACGCGGAAGGCCAUUAGCAUUAUUUGUGAACAACGCGUGCACUACAAUUCUGAAGGUUGGCAAUCGUGCAGAGAUUCUGUCGGCCUCAAGGCGCGCGAGAUGCAGGUCUGCCAAAGUUUGCACUCCAAUUCCGCUCAUUCUCAACUUUGGUUUUCUGUUCGUUUGCAUCCAAAAAAGUAGACGUUUUACUUUUCCAUACUUUACAUCAUCAUUCAAAUAAUCAUCUCUAUAACUCAUUAAGCACAAUAUUCUCGAAUUUCUACGUCCGAGUAUAAGAAGGGAAAGCGAAAACAAGCUGCUUUGCAGAAACAGGUGCAUGUCCAAGCAAAAUGACAUAAGAAACAUUUGUUCCUCUAAUAGACGAGAAUAUGUCGGUGUGUCUUUUUUCCCGGAAAAAGGUAGUGGACACAAAGGGUGGUUUCGCGUUUCAAAAGAUGACAAUACUCUUCAAAGCUAAAUUCGCUGGUCUUAAUUUUUAUUAAACAAUAAAAUAUAAAGUGGUAUUUUUACACAUUUAUUAAUUAUUAUUUAAAGAGUGCAGUAAUGGGGAAAAUAAUUUGACUUGUGUCUGUAAAUAAAAUUUUGUGUGGUACAAACUAAUAGUGUGUUUUAACGGCAUUUUAAAUUUCUGUUCUAAUAACACGAAGCACUGUAAAGAGUACAACAGUUAAUUUCAUCACUUCCUCCUUUCUCGUACACAGACGUAUAUGGGAAGUUAAAAAUGAAGUGUAAGAGAAAGUAAUGAAAUGUUGCAGAUCAUCGAUAUCAAAAUUGUAAUAGAAAUAUAUUUUGUACAAAUAACAGUUAAAUCGUCAAACAUUUAUUUUCGUGAACCAAUAAUUGAUUCAUUACAAUAUAAUUGCUUUCAAUAACCGUUUACAUAGAAUCAAUAGUUUAUAUAUAUAUAUAUAUAUAUAUAUAUAUAUAUAUAUAUAUAUAUAUAUAAUGAAAUAUUUUAUUG
Gryllus bimaculatus (two-spotted cricket) is the source of this 3032-nucleotide messenger RNA. Lineage: Eukaryota; Metazoa; Arthropoda; Insecta; Orthoptera; Gryllidae. The record is from the annotation of a GenBank genome assembly.